This is a messenger RNA of Scheffersomyces amazonensis, 4631 nucleotides long. It is a transcript of the gene SNQ2, whose product is annotated as ATP-binding cassette transporter. The transcript has a single exon. Gene Ontology annotation, molecular function: ATP binding; ABC-type transporter activity; ATP hydrolysis activity. NCBI's taxonomy places the organism in Eukaryota, Fungi, Ascomycota, Pichiomycetes, Serinales, Debaryomycetaceae. Gene Ontology annotation, cellular component: membrane. Gene Ontology annotation, biological process: transmembrane transport. Bases 93 to 4526 code for a protein of 1477 amino acids. The record is from RefSeq and is a predicted model, not a curated record.
UAUAAGGUAUAUAACCUCAUUAUUUUCAGUUGUAAUAAUUAUAAUAAUUCAUAUAUAUAAAUUAAUAUUUAAUAUAUAUAAUCCAAUUAAUUAUGACAUCUUCAAAUAAUUUGGAUUUAGAGACGGCUAUAAGUUCCGAUGACGAACAUGCCAUUAAUGAAUUUAAAGGUCAAGAUGAUUCACCCACUAAAAAUAAUUCUAGUGAUGAUGGUUAUGAUGAAUUAGGAGAUGAUGAAGGUAGAAGAUUAAAAUUAGUAAGAUCAGUUACUAAUAAUAAUGAAACUCAUUUCUUAGAAAGAUUAGAAUCUUUAUCUCAACAAUUAUCAAGACAUACAACAAGAGAUGGAGAAAUUAGAAUUGAUCCAGAAAAUUUCGAUUUAUACAAAAUAUUAAAUACUUGUAUGAAUAUCUUUGAAAAGGAAGGAAUUAAAUUACGUAAAUCUGGUCUUUCAUUUGAAGAUUUAUCAAUGUAUGGUAUUGAUCAAUCAUUUGAUAUUGCUUCAACAAUAACUGAUUUAUUUACUGGUCCUUACCAUUUAGCUAAAAAGAUUAUAUCUAAUAAAAAGACUCCAACUCAUAAAAUUUUACAUAAUAUUAAUGGUUUAGCUAAAAGUGGUGAAAUGGUUUUAGUAUUAGGUAGACCAGGUUCUGGAUGUUCUACACUUCUUAAAUCAUUAAGUGGAACUGAUUUUGAUUUAUAUACUGGGAUUGAAGGUGAUAUAAGAUAUGAUGGUAUACCUCAAAAGGAAAUGAUGAAAAGUUUUAAAUCAGAUAUUAUUUAUAAUCCGGAAUUAGAUGUUCAUUUCCCUCAUCUUACUGUUGAAGAAACUUUAAAAUUUGCUAUUGCUUGUAAAACUCCAAAUGUUAGAAUUAAAGGCGUUAGUAGAGAACAAUUUAUUAAUUCUUUAAUGGAAAUUUUAGCCACUGUAUUUGGGUUAAGACAUACUUAUAAAACAAAAGUUGGUAAUGAUUUCAUUAGAGGGGUUUCUGGUGGUGAACGUAAAAGAGUUUCUAUUGCUGAAGCUUUAGCUUGUAGAGGUUCAAUUUAUUGUUGGGAUAACGCUACUAGAGGUUUAGAUGCUUCUACUGCUUUAGAAUAUACUAGAGCCAUUAGAACUUCAACUAAUUUAUUAAAUACCACUGCAUUUGUUACAAUUUAUCAAGCUGGUGAAAAUAUUUAUGAAACUUUUGAUAAAGUUACUGUUCUUUAUCUGGGUCAUCAAAUUUAUUAUGGACCAAUCUUGGAAGCUAAACCAUAUUUUGAAAAAAUGGGAUUUGAAUGUUUACCAAGACAAUCAACUGCAGAAUUUUUAACUGCAGUUACUGAUCCAAAUGGUAGAUAUCCUAAAAAGGGUUGGGAACAUCGAGUUCCAAAGACUGCUCAAGAAUUUGAAGAAUAUUGGUUAAAUUCUGAUGAAUUUAAACGUUUAAAACAAGAAAUUUCUGAAUAUAAUAAAGAUAUUGAUGCAGAUAAAACUCAUGAACUCUUUUAUGAAUCUCUUAAACAAGAAAAGAUGAAAUAUACCAAUUCUAAAUCUUAUUAUACUAUUAAUUAUUAUGAACAAUUGAAAUUAACUACUACAAGAGCUUUUCAAAGAAUUUGGAAUGAUAAAGCCUAUAAUGGUACAUUAAUCUUUGCUGGGUUAGCUCAAGGGUUAAUUGCUGGUUCACUUUAUUAUAAUACUACUCCAACUGUUAGUGGUGCCUUUUCAAGAGGUGGUGCUGUUUUCUUUGCAGUAUUUACUGUUUCUUUAAUGUCAUUAGCUGAAAUUUCAGCAGCCUUUUCUUCAAGACCAAUUUUGAUGAAACAAAGAAAUUAUUCCUUAUAUCAUCCAUCAGCUGAAGCUCUUGGGAAUUAUUUUACAUCUAUCCCAAUUAAUUUCUUAGUAUGUGUUUUCUUUGUUAUACCACUUUAUUUCCUUACUGGUCUUAAAUCUGAAGCUGGAGCUUUCUUUACUGCUUUAUUAUUCAUUUAUUUAUCAUCUAUGACUAUGACUGCACUUUUCCAAGCGGUUGCUUCAUUAAAUAAAACAGUUGCAAGUGCUAAUGCCUUUGCUGGUACUUUAAUUUUGGCAGUUUUAAUGUAUUCUUCAUUCACUUUACAAAGACCUUCAAUGCAUGAUUAUUUCAAAUGGAUUUCUUAUAUUAAUCCAAUUUUAUAUGCUUUUGAAGCAGUAAUUUCAACUGAAUUUCAUGGAAGAAAGAUGGAAUGUGAUGGGAAUUAUUUAACUCCAGGUGGUCCAGGUUAUGAUAAUCUUGCUAGUGGAACUCAAGUAUGUGCAUUUAAAGGAUCUGUUUUAGGUCAAACUUGGGUUCUGGGUGAUGAAUAUUUAAAAGUUGCAUUUACUUAUUCAUUCUCUCAUGUAUGGAGAAAUCUUGGUAUUAUUAUUGCUUUCUUAAUAUUCUUUGUAUUUGUUAAUGCUUUAGGUUCUGAAUUAGUUAAACCAAUUACUGGUGGAGGUGAUAGAUUAUUAUAUAUUAAGGGUAAAGUUCCUCAACAUUUAACUGGUGAUAUUGAAAAUAAUCUUGGUGAAGGAUCUCAAGGUGAAGGUAAAAAUAAUUUUGUAGCUGAUGAAGAUUUAAAAGCAAAGGAUAUAUUUGUUUGGAAGGAUGUUAAAUAUGUUAUACCUUAUGAUGGUAAAGAACGUACUUUAUUAGAUACUAUAUCUGGUUAUACUGAAGCAGGUACAAUUGUUGCUCUUAUGGGAGAAUCUGGAGCUGGUAAAACUACUUUAUUAAAUACUUUAGCUCAAAGAAUUGAUAUGGGUGUUGUUACUGGUGAUAUGUUAGUUAAUGGUAAACCAUUAGAUAUGUCAUUUAGUCGUCGUACCGGUUAUGUUCAACAACAAGAUAUUCAUGUUUCUCAAACUACCGUUCGUGAAUCCUUACAAUUUGCUGCAAGAUUAAGAAGAUCAACUUCAGUACCUGAUUCAGAAAAAUUAGCUUAUGUUGAAAAGAUUAUUAAAGUAUUAGAUAUGGAAGAAUAUGCUGAUGCAGUGGUUGGUGAAAGUGGAUCUGGUUUAAAUGUUGAACAACGUAAGAAAUUAUCUAUUGGUGUUGAAUUAGUUGCUAAACCUUCUUUAUUAAUGUUUUUAGAUGAACCAACUUCUGGUUUAGAUUCUCAAUCGGCCUGGUCGAUUGUUCAAUUAUUAAGAAGUUUAGCUGAUGCUGGUCAAUCGAUUGUUUGUACUAUUCAUCAACCUUCAGCUACUUUAUUUGAACAAUUUGAUCGUUUAUUAUUAUUAAGAAAAGGAGGUCAAACUGUAUAUUUUGGAGAUAUUGGAACUCAUUCUAAUACUGUUUUAAAUUAUUUUGAAAGAAAUGGAGCUAGAAAAUGUGAAGAUGGUGAAAAUCCAGCUGAAUAUAUUUUAGAAGCCAUUGGUGCCGGUGCAACUGCUUCAACAUCUUAUAAUUGGUUUGAUAUUUGGAAUAAUUCUCCAGAAAAAAUUGCUACUGAUAAAAGACGUGAUGAAUUAAUUAUUGAAUCUAGUCAAAAAUCAGAAGGAGUUGAUGAUGGAACUGAAAAAUCAUUAAUUUCAAAAUAUGCUACUCCAUUUCAUUAUCAAUUUUAUCAUGUUUUAAAGAGAACUCAUAUUAUUUUUUGGAGAGAUCCGCAAUAUUUUGCAGCCAAAUUAGCUUUAGUUACCAUGUGCGGAUUAUUUAUUGGUUUCUCAUUCUUUGGUCUUAAACAUAGUUUAACUGGAGCUCAAAAUGGUAUGUUUGUAAGUUUCUUAGCUGUGGUUGUUUCUGCUCCAAUUAUUAAUCAAGUUCAAGAAAAGGCUAUUAAAGGUCGUGAAUUAUUUGAAGGUCGUGAAAAACUUUCAAAUACUUAUACUUGGUCAUUAAUGAUUCUUACUCAAAUUAUUAUGGAAAUUCCUUAUUUAAUCUUUGGAGCAACAAUUAUGUUUGUUUCUCUUUAUUUCCCAACUCAAGCUAAUACUUCAGGUCCUCAUGCUGGUAUAUUUUAUUUAGCUCAAGGUGUUUUCUUACAAUUCUUUGUUGUUUCAUUUGGUUGUUUAAUUCUUUAUAUUGCUCCUGAUUUAGAAACUGCUGCAGUUAUUGUAUCAUUCUUAUAUACUUUUAUUGUGGCCUUUUCUGGAGUAGUUCAACCAGUAAGUCUUAUGCCAGGAUUUUGGACUUUUAUGCAUAAAGUUAGUCCAUAUACUUAUUUUAUUCAAAAUUUAGUGUCGGCUGUAUUACAUGGUAGAAAAAUUACAUGUUCUCAAGUUGAAUUAGCUUUCUUUAAUCCACCACCUAAUGAAACUUGUGGAGAAUUUAUGGCUGAUUUCCUUAAUAGUAGAGGCGGUUAUCUUACAAAUCCUAGUGCUACUAGUCAAUGUGGUUACUGUCAAUAUACCAAUGCUGAUGAUUAUUUAUUAACAAUUGGAGCUAAAUACGCUUACAGAUGGAGAAAUAUUGGAUUCUUCUGUGUUUACUUCAUUUUUAAUGUCUCAUUUGUUCUCUUCUUAUAUUACACUUUCAGAUAUAAGAAGUUCUCCCUUAAGGGAUUAUUUGGUAAGAAGUAAAUUACUUGAUCUUCUUUUCCUGCUUGUUUUUAAUAUUUUAAUAUUUUAUUUAUUAUACCAUUCUUGUACAGAAUCCUUUAUAGAAAACCCCCUAAUUUACAAUCU